Nezara viridula (southern green stink bug) is the source of this 684-nucleotide messenger RNA. The record is from the annotation of a GenBank genome assembly. NCBI's taxonomy places the organism in Eukaryota, Metazoa, Arthropoda, Insecta, Hemiptera, Pentatomidae.
AUGGAUGUGUUCAACGCUAAAAAACUUAUAAGGUCUAAGUCUGGUUUAAGAAUUGUUGCAACAAAUGAAGAAUUCAUUAGUCCAUUUGUUGUACAAGAACCCAUUUGGGUUCCUGAUAAGGAGAUCACCCAUUGCACUCAUUGCAUGGUAAGGUUUGGUUUCACAACAAGGAAACAUCACUGCCGAAGAUGUGGAAAAAUUUUCUGUAGUUGUUGUUGUGAGACUAAAAUGGAGUUACAAAGAAUGUGUUUUAUUGAUCCAGUCCGAAUAUGCUUGAACUGUGAACCCCAAACUCGUGCUGAGAAUUUAUUUUUUGAUAAGCAUUUAAAAUUAUUAUUGAAUGGUGCCGUUUUCAAAUAUGAAUCAAAAAUUGAUUCUUCAAACUAUCAACUUCUUCAUUGUAAACUGUCCCAGGAUCACAGGUAUCUUUUAUUUGAUGGUGUGAAAAUAGCUCCAGUUGAUGUCAAUCAGAUUGUAUCUAUUGUUAUCAAGAAGGACGAAUUGAAUGAUGGAGUAAAGAGCUUGCUUAUGGAAUAUCUGGUUGGUAAUGAAAAGAAAUCGCUGAAACUAGAUAUUGCUUGUGGAGCACAGGUUGAAAAAGCGGGUAUUAAUUGGUUGACUGCUAUUGAAGAGGCUUUUCGACUGAUAGAACAUUCUGGAAAACAAGAAAAAUGUGAUGAUUAA